Drechmeria coniospora is the source of this 678-nucleotide messenger RNA. RefSeq names its product short chain dehydrogenase. Gene Ontology annotation, cellular component: cytosol. The record is from RefSeq and is a predicted model, not a curated record. The transcript is spliced from 4 exons. The coding region runs from base 1 to 678 and encodes 225 amino acids. Gene Ontology annotation, molecular function: oxidoreductase activity. Lineage: Eukaryota; Fungi; Ascomycota; Sordariomycetes; Hypocreales; Ophiocordycipitaceae.
AUGGCUUCUCUGGCUGCUGCCAAACGCCUCAUGGGCAAGACCAUCCUCAUCACUGGCGCCUCCUCUGGAAUCGGGCGCUCGACCGCUCUCGGAUUCGCCCGUACCUGUCCAAAUGACCUGCGUCUCAUCCUCGCCGCCCGCCGUAUCGACGUUCUCCGGGAGCUCGCCACCGAGAUCGCGAACGAGGUCGGCAUUGGGGUCAAGCUUCUUCCCGUCAAACUCGACGUCAGCAAGUCAGACGAAGUCCGUGCCUUUGUCGGCAACCUACCCACAGAAUGGAGAGACAUCGAUAUUCUUGUUAAUAAUGCUGGCCUGGUCAAGGGUGUGGCGCGGGCCCCCGAGAUUGAUGAAGGUGACAUGAACGUUGUCUUCUCUACAAACGUUACCGGCCUCAUCAACGUUACCCAAGCGGUCCUUCCCAUCUUCCAAAAGCGGCCAGACGGCGGCAAAGGCGACAUAAUCAAUAUUGGCUCCAUUGCUGGUCGAGAGCCAUACCCGGGCGGCUCCAUUUAUUGCGCGAGCAAGGCUGCCGUCCGUAGCUUCACCGACAGUUUGAGAAAGGAACUCAUAGCUACCCGGAUAAGGGUCAUCGAGAUUGACCCUGGUCAAGUCGAGACGGACUUUUCCCUCGUCAGAUUCUACGGUGACAAGUCCAAGGCACAAGCCGUUUACGCGUAG